UCUUCAAAGUGAACCCUGAGAGGUGAGACUGGAUUAUAAAUUAUUUCUGGAGACACAGAGUGAGAUUCUGGGAGCUGGUGGGCUUGGAGCCAUGGAGGGGGACACGCAGAGAUCUGUUUUUUCUUCAUGGAGUGAAUGUUUCAUAAUGAGGCGGAUCCGUAUGUUGGUUCCUGUGGGUUUUAAAGAAGAAAUAAAAGAGCUGUCAAAACUAGCUGGACCUGUGUUUAUGGCCCAGCUCAUGAGUUUUGCUGUGAGUUUCAUCAGCACUGUUUUCUGUGGUCAUCUGGGGAAGACAGAGCUGGCAGGAGUGGCUUUGUCCAUAGCAGUUGUUAAUGUUACAGGAAUUUCUAUUGGCACUGGUUUGGCAUCAGCAUGUGAUACGUUGAUUUCUCAGACCUUUGGAAGCGGUAACCUCAUGAGAGUUGGAGUCAUUCUCCAGCGGGCAAUCCUCAUUCUGCUGCUGGCUUGUUUCCCCUGCUGGGCCAUCCUGAUCAACACCGAGUCCAUCCUACUGGCUGUCAAACAGGAGCCGGAGGUAGCCAGGUUGGCUCAGUUGUACGUGAAGAUCUUCAUGCCAGCACUUCCUGCUGCCUUUAUGUUUUCAUUAGAAUCACGGUACCUUCAAAACCAGGGCAUCAUUUGGCCACAGGUGAUCACAGGCUUUGUGGUCAAUCUUCUUAAUGCCCUCAUCAACUACAUUGUUCUGUUCGUGAUAAAAAUGGGAGUAGCAGGUUCUGCUUUUGCCAACACUUUCUCCCAGUUUGCCAUGGCUGGAUUUCUCUAUGGUUAUAUCAUGUGGAGAGGACUUCACAAGGCCACCUGGGGAGGUUGGAGUAAAGAGUGUCUGCUGGACUGGGGCUCAUUCAUCCGUUUGGCCGUCCCUGCCAUGAUCAUGACAUGUGUUGAGUGGUGGACAUAUGAGAUCGGGGGGUUCCUCGCAGGUUUAAUAAGCGAGGUAGAACUCGGAGCUCAGUCAGUUGUGUAUGAACUGGCAAGCAUUGCCUACUUG
This is a messenger RNA of Austrofundulus limnaeus, 1009 nucleotides long. Its product is annotated as multidrug and toxin extrusion protein 1. Gene Ontology annotation, biological process: xenobiotic detoxification by transmembrane export across the plasma membrane. The record is from RefSeq and is a predicted model, not a curated record. Lineage: Eukaryota; Metazoa; Chordata; Actinopteri; Cyprinodontiformes; Rivulidae. Gene Ontology annotation, cellular component: membrane. Gene Ontology annotation, molecular function: xenobiotic transmembrane transporter activity; antiporter activity.